AUUGUACAUCUGAAUUAUCUACUACUAUCCCUACGGCUCAUGAACAACAAAAUUAUGCUGAAUGGGAAGACAAAAAGAUUAAAAUACAACAAAAAAAAUUAGAAUUACUUAAAGAAGAAAUUUAUCUUC
Dentiscutata erythropus is the source of this 129-nucleotide messenger RNA. NCBI's taxonomy places the organism in Eukaryota, Fungi, Glomeromycota, Glomeromycetes, Diversisporales, Gigasporaceae. The record is from the annotation of a GenBank genome assembly.